Molecule: messenger RNA, 5312 nt
Organism: Pristis pectinata (smalltooth sawfish)
Lineage: Eukaryota; Metazoa; Chordata; Chondrichthyes; Rhinopristiformes; Pristidae
Gene: cadm2b
Product: cell adhesion molecule 2b
Exons: 13
Coding region: 394-1860 (488 amino acids)
Source: RefSeq, a predicted model, not a curated record
CUCGGCCGGUGGGGAGCUCGCCAGCCCGCUCGAGACUCGCGGCCGUGCGUCCGUUUGCAGCAGCGCGAGCGGCAGCAGCGCGGGAGCGGGAGCGGGAGCGGGCGGCUAACGGUCGGCCGGCUGGCGGGCGCAGCCACCGAACAGGCGCUGAGAUAAACUCAUCAUUAAAAAUUAAUCAUUCAAACUCAACCCGGGGGGGAAAGGACAGUUGUGAAUAUAACCGGACAUAUAUCUUUAAAUAUUUGGCAUCCAAAUCACCUAAUUAAAAAUCCGUUGUCGCCGACUCAGCCCCGUCAGCACCACCACUGGAUAUCGGCAGAUCGGUCGGCGUGAGGAGGAACGGAGGGAAAUAAAGAAGGCGAGAAAUAAAUAGCGGGCAGGAGGAGAAGAACCAUGUUCACCAAACACAUCUCCCUUUUCUGCCUCUACAGCUUCUGCGGGGUUCUUUUUCAACUCCAAGUGGCUGCGACCAAGGCCAAAGCUAAAGGCAGUCAGGCACAGUCCCCGCUGACCCAGAACGUGACAGCGGUGGAAGGAGGAACUGCAAUGUUGACCUGCAAGGUCGACCAGAAUGACAACACCUCCCUCCAGUGGUCUAACCCAGCACAGCAGACCCUCUACUUCGACGACAAGAAAGCACUGCGGGACAACCGAAUCGAGCUCGUCCGAUCUUCCUGGCAUGAGCUGAGCAUCAACAUCAGUGACAUCACGCUGUCAGACGAAGGCCAGUACACGUGCUCCCUCUUCACCAUGCCCGUGAAGACUGCCAAAGCCUUUCUCAUGGUGCUGGGUGUUCCUCAGACUCCUGUAAUAAGCGGCUUCAAAGGCCCGGUGAACGAGGGCGACAUGGUGGAGCUGACAUGUACCACAACAGGCAGCAAGCCGGCCGCUCACAUCCGGUGGUUCAAGGGUGACACAGAGAUCCACGAUAUACCCUUUACAAAAGAGUCUGACUCCAAUGGCAAGACCUUCACAGUCCGCAGCACCCUGAGGCUUCAAGUGGAUCGAGACGACGAUGGUGUAACUGUGAGAUGCAGUGUGGACCACGAAUCACUCAGAUCUUCCCCACAGGUCGCCACACAAGUCCUGGACAUUCAGUAUGUACCUUCGGUGAAGAUCGAUUUCUCCAGGAACUUCGCACGAGAGGGAGAUGAGCUGAGACUAGAGUGUCGAGCAACUGGGAACCCAGAACCAGAAGCGGUGAAAUGGAAGAAAGACGGCGCUGACCUUCCCGACCCAGACAGGAUGGUGGUGGAGGGGAACGUCCUGAUCAUCAGCGCCCUGAACAAGACCGACAACGGGACCUACUACUGUGAGGCUGCCAACACCAUGGGCCACAACAGUGCUGAGUACAUCCUCUUCGUGUACGAAGAAGACCUUUCCCUGCUGGAGAUAUCCAGGAGAGGUCCCGGAAGAUUGAACGCUCCCCAGCAACCAUCGUCUUCACCUAGAGAUGCUCCCAUCAUCCCGUCUCCCACCAUCAGCAUCCCUUCCUCCCGUCCCACUAGAGCAGGGACAACCCCUGUCACCAUAGCAACCAGCACCACCAAACCUGCCACAGGCUCCAGGUCCCGAGCCUCGGUGAAGUCCUCGCCCCCAACCGGCCCGGCUCAAGAUCCCAGUGCCCUGGCGGGUCAGUCCGGGCCGGACCACGCGGUGAUCGGGGGCGUGGUGGCCGUCGUCGUCUUCAUCACCUUGUGUCUCAUCAUCGUCCUCGGCCGCUACCUGGCUCGACAUAAAGGAACAUACCUGACGAACGAGGCGAAGGGAGCUGAGGACGCACCGGAUGCUGACACAGCCAUCAUCAAUGCUGAGGGCAGCCAGGUCAACGCCGAGGAGAAGAAGGAGUACUUCAUCUGAUCGUCCCAACAUCUGCCCAACAACUGCUCCUACAUCUGCCCCAAUAUCUGUCCCAACUGCCCAACAUCUGCCCAACUACCCCAACAUCCUCCCAACCUACCCAACAUCUGCCCAACUGCCCCAAUAUCUGCCCAACAACUGCUCCUACAUCUGCCCCAAUAUCUGUCCUAACUACCCCAACGUCUGCCCAACAACUACCCCAAUAUCUGCCCCAAUAUCGGCCCAACAACUGCUCCUACAUCUACCCCAAUAUGUCCCAACAUCUGCCCCAACAUUUUCCCCGAACUGCCCCAAAAUCUGCCCCAACACCUGUCCCAACGAUUCUGUUAGACACUGGCUGCAAGUGGCUGAUUCAGCCAGUCCCCCGACCCCCACCCAAUCCCCAUCUCCCUCCCACUCCACGCCCCCCUCACCCCUCCACCCCUUCACCCCAUUACACACACCGCCCACCCCCAGCCACGUCUCCCACUCUCCCUCGACCUCUCCCCCCCCAAGUGCCCUCGCCCUCCCUUCUCCCCCGCACCCCUCUGUGUGUAUCAGUAAUAUCCGAGCUGGGUUUGGUGGGAUCACUCAGUAACACAGCCCCUCGCCACCCAUCUCCCUGUCGGAAGGUCUCACGGUAACCGUCGGCUCACAGCGCACGCUGUCCCCUGCUGGGGAUUGAUAUUGCAAGCAGUCCUGGAGCAGUUGUGACCCUGGUAGCUCAGCCAUUCAAAGACAAGCAGCCGUCACAGAGGUAGCUCAGGGUGAGAGGAGGGGGUCUGGGGUCUGGGGUCUGCUCCCUCACCCUCGCCUCUGCCCAGAGCUGGAGCUCACCCCCUGCUCCCCCUCCCCCCACUCCCAACUCCAGUGCUGCAGACAGUCAGUGGGGCCGGGCGCUAGUGCAGGGAAGGGGAAGCAUGUCGCCGCUGGUUCGCUGGCUCCCCGUGGGAAUGCUAUCGCUCUCCCCCCAUCCUUACACCCCUCCACUCCAUCCCUGACCUGCCCACCCCCCACACCCUCCGGUCCGAGGGUCUGUCCAAAUGUUUACUCUCAAACCUGAAGCACAAAUAACGGGAGUGAAAGGUUUCUGCCAGUGCAGCUGUGAGUGUGAUUGUGUGUGCGCAUGAGUAGGUGUGAGCGUGCACACUAGUGGGUGUGAGCGUGCACACAUUGGUGAGUGUGAGUGUACACUAGUGGGUGUGAGUGUGCACACAUUGGUGAGUGCGUGUGUGCACACUAGUGGGUGUGAGUGUGCACACAUUGGUGUGCGUGUGUACACUGGGUGUGAGUGUGCACACAUUGGUGAGUGUGAGUGUGCAUGCUAGUGGGUGAGUGUGCACACAUUGGUGAGUGUGUGUGUACACUAGUGGGUGUGAGUGUGCACACAUUGGUGAGUGUGAGUGUGCACACUAGUGGUUAUGAGUGUGCACGCUAGUGGGUGUGAGUGUGCACAUACUACUAAGAGUGAGUGUGCACACAAGUGAGUGGGUGUGCACACACAGGUUAGUGAGCGUGCACACUCUGGUGUGAGUGGGUGUGUCCCCCGCUGACCAUUCCCGCCCCCCCCCCGACACAUCCUUCCACCGGAACCAUCACCGGCUCUGUCGAUCGGGGACUGGGUCAGAGGUCAGCGACUGGGUCAGGGUAAGCGGUCAGUCAGGAGAAGGGACUGGGUGAGGGGUCUUGGGAAGGGCCAGAGGUCAGGGAAGGGGCACAGGUCAGGGGUCAGAGAGGGUCGGGCAGAGGGGCAGAGGUCAGGGGUUGGCGGGUAGGUGGGGCUCCUGGUAACCAGGGCAGGUUGAAGCGGCAACUGCAAUGGCUGGGAGCCUGGCCUGGGGGUUAGCAUGGGGUGUGGGCUGAAUGGUCCCUCAGGUGCUCUAUCAGCUCCCACUGCCCUCCCCUAGGUUUAUUUGGCCCCGCACCCACCCACCCCCCCGCCUGCCCACACCCCAGGGUACUCAUUGGUGCUCAGUGACCCCUCCCCUGGUAACCCCACCCCACUGACCCCUGGUCCCACUCCCACCCAGAGACAUCCUGAGCCAGACCCCCCCCACCCCCAGCAUCUGGCUCCGCCUCCCCCACCCACCCCUCCCAAGCCUGACCCGACCCACCCCGGAGCUCAGUGAGCGGGGGAUCUGCCGGGACCCCUCCCUCUCGCCUGCACCGCAGCCACUAACGGGUUAAAAUCCAGGGCAUGGGGAAGAUCCCCUCCCCCUCCCCCCCCCCCCCCCCCCCCCCCCCCUCCCGGGCGACCCGGGGGAAGUGCUGGGUCUGCCCUCGACUGCCACCCCUCGCCCCUGCUCAUCCAGGCUGCACUGGUGGCUGCAGGUUGCUGGGGCAUUUGCCAGCCACUGCAUGGGUGCAGAUCCAACCCCCAGCAGCUGCAACGCUGCAGCUCCCUCCACUGCAUCUGCAUGGCUGCAGCCCCAGUAGCUGCACAGCUACAACCCCCCCACCAGCAGCUACAAUGCUGCAGAUCCCUCCACAGCAUCUGCAUGGCUGCAUCCCCAGUAGCUGCACUGCUGCAACCCCCCCCCCCACACACACACACACACCAGCAGCUACAACUGCAGCUCCCUCCACAGUAGCUGCAUGGUGGCAGCCUCCAGCAACUGCAAUGCUGCACCUUGCUGCACGGUUUGCAGCCGCCUCCUGCAGCUGCGGUGCUGCAGCUCCCUCCACCUGUUGCUGCACAGCUGCAGCUCCACCCUCACCAGCAGCCGCACGGUUGCAGCUCCCGCCCCCAGCAGCUGCACAGCUGUAGGCGAAGCCCUCGCAUUGUCAUUGAAGAGCUGUGGGUCACUGUAGACUGUCUCAAACCAUUCAGGACAAUUACAACAAAUCUCCAUGCAAUAUUGUAUAAGAUGGAUGUAUACGUGUUACAAAUCUGGGACAGCCCACAUAUAUAUUGUAUUAAAACCAUGCUUUUUAUUAACAUGUAAUAAUGCUUUAUAAAUAGGGAACAAAGGGUGCAAGCAGAUUCUGCUGUUGUGUGGAACUGGAUGUCUUUGUAAAGUAAUGAACUCGAAUGUACUUGCUCAGAAAUACCCUUACAUCAGUCUGCAUGAAUAUUGAGGCAUCAGUUUCUUUGUGGGUUAGGGAGGUCAAAACUCUCCAUUCACUCUGGGAGCAAGUAACUCCCAAACCGUGUCCGACUUCACAUGAUUCUAAUUUGUACUAAUUCAGCAUUGCUCUCGUUUCUCUGGUUACUUAGUAAGGGUUUCACUGCAAAUCAGCGGUACAUAUCUGUAAAGUUUGACCAACAAGUGAGGGAAAGAGUACGUGGUGUUCCUGUGAUCAGUCAUGGGGCUGCUGCCGUUCGAGAGUUAGUCUGAGUGAGGUCUCGCUGUGAAAGAUCUGGGGGCUGCUCAGCCUCUGGGAGAGACUGGACCCUGUCACUCACAGUUCUGUGUGGAUUUAUUUUGUUAAUCAUCAAACUGUUAAUAAAAAGAAUUAAGAUGCUCUCAUGA